AUGAACUUCGCCCAGUUCACGGGUCACAUACCGUCGGCGGCGGGGAUCCCGACCAUCCACCAGUUCGCGGCGAAGUUCGGGUACGAAGGAAACGGAGGCGGUGGCGUGGUGCAGGACACGCGCUACUCCGCGAGCGGCGCGGGCGGCGUUCAGUUCGCGGUGGCCCCGACCGCUGGUGUAGUGGACGGCGUCAAGUUCCGACAGGCUGAGAGCGUCGUGGUCGUCAGCUCUGCACAACCAGGAGCAGUCGCUCUAGCUGGACUUGCGCCCCUUCAUACUGUGAACACGGGAGUGAAGUAUCAGACGAUUUCUGCAUCCUCGUCGUCGGUCAAUUUGGGCAACAUCGCGUAUGGAGGUCAGGCAAGCUAUGUGCAGGCAGAGACCGUGCACCAGCUAAAGGCCGAGCAAAGGACCGACAAGCGGGAAUACAGGGAGGAGUUGCAUCAUGAUCUGAUGGCUACUAUGAUGCAACAACAAGGGGGGGUGGGUGGUGGGGGCGCGCAGCAGCUGGUGGUGGUGCUGCACGAGCCCAAGGAGGCGGCGGCGCUCGCGCGGGCCAUCAAGCAGGAGGCGCGCACCGACCGCCCCACCGCCGCGCCCGCCGAGUACAUCAGUAUAGGCGACGUGACUGACACUUCCACUUGGCAAACUCUCGGCGGAGGCGUAGCGGACUACCUCUCGGCUCUACCACUCCCUCUGCAUCAUCUGCUGAAGUAUUCAGCACCGGCGACCUCAAUUACAGAAACGAAGAGAGAAGAACAACCAACCAUUGUGACAGCAGUCGCAGCGAAUACCCUGCCUUCAAUAUCUUCUUUGACUUCGAUGCCCACAAAUGCAGUUAACAGCGUGGUGGUACAAACUGCCGCGAUUGUAAACCAGAACGCGAAUACAACGACUAUCACCAUAUCAAAGAAGAAAAAGAAGAAGAAAUCGAUGAAAGAGAAGAAGCCUAGACCGAAGCCAGGAGAGAUCCGGCUGACGACUGCGUUAGAUGGCAGCACCUUGUAUUGUUGUCCCGAGUGUCACAUGGCUUAUCCAGAGAGGGGAUUGCUUGAGCAACACCUAGUUGGACACACUAUGGAACGGAGGUUUAUCUGCGACAUCUGUAACGCGGCGCUGAAGCGCAAGGACCACCUAACACGGCACAAGCAGUCGCACAACCCCGAACGGCCGCACGUCUGCUCCGUCUGCCUCAAGGCCUUCAAGCGCAAGGAACAGCUCACGUUGCACUUCGUCAUACACUCGGGUGAGAAGCGACACAUUUGCAACGAGUGUGGCAAAGGGUUCUAUCGCAAGGAUCACCUGCGCAAGCACACUCGGUCGCACAUCGCGCGGCGCGUGAAGGCAGAGCUGUCGCAGCAGGCGGGCGGCGCGCCGCUGUCGCAGCCCCCCGCGCCCGCGCCCGCGCCCCCGCCGCCGCCCUCCUGA
This is a messenger RNA of Parnassius mnemosyne (clouded apollo), 1428 nucleotides long. NCBI's taxonomy places the organism in Eukaryota, Metazoa, Arthropoda, Insecta, Lepidoptera, Papilionidae. The record is from the annotation of a GenBank genome assembly.